AUUUCAUGUUCGAAGAACGAUUUGGGCGGUAGUGUGAUGUGGAUAUGCACAGGCUAAAGUCCUCCCAGCGCGAAAAAGUGAGGCAGUUUAUCACCUUCACUGAAACGAAUGAAAAGACAGCUAUAAACUGCCUCAGCCAAAAUGAUUGGAGAUUGGACGUGGCGUCAGAUCUGUACUUUCAGAAUCCAGAGAAAUACUACAUUGAUAUGAAACCUUUGAUAGACAAGAAAAAGCUCACACACCUGUUUGAUCGUUACAAAGACCCUGGUGAUGAUGAUAAAAUCAUGGCUGAAGGAAUAGGGCGUUUCUGUGAAGAUCUCAAGCUAGAUCCUGCAAGCCUCAAGGUUCUUAUUAUAGCUUGGAAAUUUAAAGCAGCAACUCAGUGCGAGUUUUCAAGGAAAGAAUUCACUGAUGGCAUGGUAGAACUGGGUUGUGAUUCCAUUGACAAACUCCGAAGUAAACUUCCAAGCCUGGAGGCUGACCUUAGAGAUAAUGGUAAAUUUAAAGAUUUAUACCAGUUCACAUUCAACUUUGCCAAAAAUCCAGGCCAGAAGAGUUUAGAUUUAGACAUGUCCAUAGCAUAUUGGAAUAUAAUUCUAAAUGGAAGAUUUAAAUUCCUUGAUAUCUGGUGUGAGUUUCUUUUGUUACAUCACAAAAAAGCAAUAUCUAAGGACACUUGGAACCUCUUGUUAGACUUCAGUAACAUGAUAGAGGAUGAUAUGGGAAACUAUGAUGAAGAAGGAGCCUGGCCAGUUUUAAUCGAUGAAUUUGUAGAGUAUGCAAAACCUAGAAUUACAGGAAAGCAGACAACUGUUUGAUAAGAUCUUUGCUUGCAUUAGGAGUAUUUCAAAAUGGGCAUCCUGUGAUCAUAUUUUUACACGAGACUGGAAAAUUGUUCAUUUUUCAUGAAAUUUCCAGAGCUGACCAUUUGAAGUUUAAGCUGAGCUAACAUUAGAUGCAAGUACCUGUACUAAGGGACUCUCAUUAACUUUCACUACCUAACAACUGUCAUGGCAGUGAUAUGUACCCAUGGUGUAUAUAAUGGUGACCAAACGAGUAUUUUCAUACCGAUUUUCUUGUUCUAAUAAUUAUCGUUACAUAGUUGGGUGGCAUAUCUUCUUAUAUUAUACAAUCCCUUUCUCUUUAUGGCAUAAUCUUCAAACAAGAGGUAAAAUUAGCCACCCAUUGUAAAUUUCUAGUUAAAUCAAUGCUUUUAGUUAAUAAUCUCUUUUCACUAUAUAAACUAAAAUAUUAUUAUUCCUGUGAAUACUGUGAACAGAAGUAAACCAACAUUUUCUACCACUUUUGUCUCUAUCAUGGUUUCCACACGCCAUGGAAAAAACUCUUUAGAGAAUGAAAUUAUUUCUAAUAGUAGCAGUUAUAUUCCGUACAUUCAACUCAACAUGAAUUAUUUCACUCUUAAAUUCUUAGAACCCCAUCAAGAAAAUCAUAUGUAUGAUAACAUUUUCUAUCUUUCUAAAUUUACUUGCAGCAAGUAAAAGAGAACUCUGAGGAAUCAGAACAAACAAAUAACAGCAACAAAUAGAAAGCUAUAAUAAACUGUAUACUGUUGUAAAAAGUUUUACUGCAUUAAUUAUAAAAGUUUCCAACAAGA
This is a messenger RNA of Stylophora pistillata, 1615 nucleotides long. Its product is annotated as DCN1-like protein 1. NCBI's taxonomy places the organism in Eukaryota, Metazoa, Cnidaria, Anthozoa, Scleractinia, Pocilloporidae. Gene Ontology annotation, molecular function: ubiquitin conjugating enzyme binding; ubiquitin-like protein binding; cullin family protein binding. Gene Ontology annotation, cellular component: ubiquitin ligase complex. The record is from RefSeq and is a predicted model, not a curated record. Gene Ontology annotation, biological process: protein neddylation.